Neoarthrinium moseri is the source of this 426-nucleotide messenger RNA. RefSeq lists its product as uncharacterized. The transcript has a single exon. Bases 1 to 426 code for a protein of 141 amino acids. The record is from RefSeq and is a predicted model, not a curated record. Lineage: Eukaryota; Fungi; Ascomycota; Sordariomycetes; Amphisphaeriales; Apiosporaceae.
AUGCCUAACUACACGAACCGAGACCAUGUCCAAAUCGACUUUAUCAAAUCUCUGCUCUACAGAGCCCCGAACCUGAACUCGACUCAGUUAGUGCAACGAACGCAGACAGUCUAUGGCCCCUACGUAUCCCGCGCUGUGACGACCUGGCUUUUCGAACACAUGGGUCGCUUCACCCAGUCAUACGAAGACAUACAAUGGACCAAGAGCCAAAGAUAUCCAUCCGGUGACCAUGAAACAACUGUACAGGACGAGGCAGCAAGUGGGAGUGGUGAGGGAGGAGCUGGUCGUGAUGAAAAGUUAGAGGAGCCAAGCGCGCAGUCAACACAAGUGCUGGAGGAGGACAAUGAACAACUCAGUACCGGGGGAUUCAAGGUUAUUGCACCGUCAGUUAGAAGGACGUUGAGGAACACACCUUGGGGCUGGUAA